Molecule: messenger RNA, 847 nt
Organism: Acanthisitta chloris (rifleman)
Lineage: Eukaryota; Metazoa; Chordata; Aves; Passeriformes; Acanthisittidae
Gene: MRPL1
Product: mitochondrial ribosomal protein L1
Source: RefSeq, a predicted model, not a curated record
ACCUGCCAAAAGAGGUGCCCAGAGGGACAAACAGGAGGAGAAGAAGAAACGAACCCCUCGGAGGCCACUGAUGGUCAAACCUGUGGAUGAUGUGUACCUGACAUGGCUCUACCAGCGACCCUCCUAUGGUGUGGAGCAGGCUGUGGGCAUGCUGAAGAAGUUCCAGGAGCUGGACUUCACUCACCCCAAGCAGUUUGUGUACAUCAAUGUGUUCCUAGACAUGGCACUACAGAAGAAGAAAAAAGUGGAGCCUUUUGCCAGCACUGUGGUUUUCCCCCAUCGCUUUACAGAUGAAGUGAAGAAGGUUUUGGUUUUCACAGAGAAUGAGCAAGAGGCUGAAAUAGCUCGAGAGCAUGGAGCUGCUGUCGUGGGAGGAGUCGAAUUAAUCAAAUGGAUCCUGGAAGAUGAAAUCCAAGCAGACUUCUACGUAGCUGUUCCUGCCAUAAUACCCAAGCUCAUACCGCUGAGGAACAAGCUCAAGCGAAAGUACCCGACCACCAGGAAAAAUUCCCUGGGCACUGACAUUCCCAAAAUGCUGCAGCUCUUCAGGGAAUGCCACGAGUAUGCAGUGGAGGAUGAGAGGAUCAUCAGGACCAGAAUAGCCAGGCUGGAUAUGCCAACUGAGCACAUAAUUGCCAACCUGAAAACAAUAAUCCAUGACAUCUGCACCUUCAAGCCAUCAACCUAUGAUCCUAUUGUGCGGAAGCUGGUCAUCAGAUCUUCAACCAGUGAAGGCUCUGAUGGAAUUCUACCUCAGGCAGAGAAAGUAGAAGAAGAAGGAGAAAAUGCAGAUGAUGGUGAUGAUGCUGAAGAAGAAAAACCUGUCCAAAACCCUGUUAGUACCUGA